Solea solea (common sole) is the source of this 1185-nucleotide messenger RNA. RefSeq names its product microsomal glutathione S-transferase 1.1 (gene mgst1.1). Gene Ontology annotation, cellular component: membrane; mitochondrion. The record is from RefSeq and is a predicted model, not a curated record. The coding region runs from base 242 to 706 and encodes 154 amino acids. The transcript has 4 exons. NCBI's taxonomy places the organism in Eukaryota, Metazoa, Chordata, Actinopteri, Pleuronectiformes, Soleidae. Gene Ontology annotation, molecular function: glutathione transferase activity.
GUGGCCCCACUUAGAGCAAGAGAAGUAAUCCGCGGGAACAAGUUAUCCUCCUUAUCAGUGUGUGUGGUUUUUUUUCCUGCAACUUUACAGUUCUUGCAUCUAUCUGUUUGAGACCUGACCAGUGUAAGCUCCUCCCACCGAUUUCACAACCUCAGGAUAUAGUUCAGUCGUCUGUGUCCACAACUGGCCUUUGAAACCUUGCUGAUCACAGUGACUGUGCAUAAAAAAAACAAGGGACACGAUGACACCACUGGACGGCAUCAUGGACAGCCAGGUCUUCCUGGCAUUUUUCACUUACGCCACUAUUGUCAUACUGAAGAUGAUGCUCAUGUCACACCUGACGUCGUACUACCGCCUUACAAAGAAGGUGUUUGCAAACCUAGAGGACACCAAACUCUUGUCGUCAACAGUGGACAAGAAAUUGAUCGGCACAGAUCCCGAUGUUGAACGUGUCCGCAGGUGUCACCUGAACGACCUGGAGAACAUUGUCCCCUUCGUGGUGGUGGGCCUUUUCUACGCCCUGACUCAACCUGAGCUUUCGUGCGCUCUGCUUCACUUCCGCGUGUUUGCCGGCUCAAGGAUCUUCCACACCAUCGCCUAUGUCGGCGCUCUGCCUCAGCCCUGCAGGGGUCUGGCCUAUUUGCUGGGAGCGCUGGUCAACGUGUCCAUGUCUUUCAAGGUGCUCAGCGCUGUCCUUGUCUUGUAGAGACAACAAUAGACCACCGCAAUACAUUCAGACGUGGAAAAAUCUGAAAAAGCUUAGCCUCAUCAUGGUUAAUGCUAUUUUUAACACAAAUCAGACUUGACUUUUGAUUUAAAAAAAAACAAAAAAAAAAACUGUCUUAUGUCUGAAUUUUGCCUUCCCCACACUGUAUUAGUCACAUCUUUCCAUAGAUAUUCAAUAGGAUUAAGAUUGGGACUCAUAAAGGAUCAUUUCAGAAUAGACCAAUGUCAAUGCCAUUAUCUUGUUGAAGGACCCACAAACUGACUGUGGCUGAAUUUUCCACCAUUUCGCAGCAUUUUUUUUCCAUCCAGAUGCCUUGAUAGUUUUGAAAUUGUUUUGUGCCCUUACGUACACAUACAGUAAGUGAGUGUCCUCCGUGUUUUUAUCGUUUGGGUUAGGGUUAGACUGGAAUUUCGUUCGAACCUCAUGUCGAAUGACAAUAAAGAAUCUUGAAUCUUGAA